AUGUCGCUUCCAAUUCUUCCCAAUCCGUCCAACUUCCUGGGCGUCGCACUGGUCAUCAAUCGAUCACGCGAUGGCCCCAGAUUCGUCUUUCACUAUCCCCCGCGCAUACAGCCCGCCUCUGACCGUUACAGAGACUAUGGCGAUGAAGGCAACGAUGAGGACGAUGUCCUGCUUGAGAGAUCAGCGCGGCCGUCGGCUCUCGAGACCACCAACGGCUCGGAGAGCAAUCCGUCUCCUCUACUUCAUAAGAACCCAGAUGAGCAUCAUGUCACCGAGAGCGGAACCCAGAUCGUUCCUUGGGAGCAUGUGGCAGGGUUCCCGACCAAGGAUCUGGAGAGCAUCCUAACCCCAGGGAGGGCUUAUCAUAAGGGAUUGUUCCAGAUCUCGCUGGAUCCUCUCAUAUGUGUCUCGUAUCCCAUCUAUGCCCCAGAGAACGGCAUCUGGAAAAAGAAGAGCAAGAAGAAAAAGAAGAAGUCGAAAACGUCAAGGAAAGGCGAAGAGGAAGUCGCCCCAGACAUUGAGCCUCGUGAUGAUGCGCCAGCGCCCACCGAAGAAGACCAUGUCGAAGUCAGAGACAUGGCCGCACCGCCGCCUUCAAAAGUGCCCGCAGCAGAAGAAGCGGAGGACAAGGUCAGCUCCAUGACCAUGUUCAAUCUAGUGUUCAUCUUGAACCCCCAAAAGCACGAGGCCAAGGAGAUGGUCGAGUUAAUGUAUUCAAACAUUGUGCGCAAGGUCAACAAGGCAUAUAAGUAUGUUCAACAGCGAAGCGAUUUUGUAUGGAAAGAGUCUAAGAGAAUUCUGACCCUAAAAGACAAGGCGCGCGAGGACAAACGAAAGAUGAGCCUUCUGUGGGAAGAAAUUCUUCAGACAUCGUCGCUAGCAGCGUCCAUGCAAGAUCUCUAUGAUUGUAUAUCAACCAACAAAAUCGCUACCCUACAGCUAGACACCGCGGAGGGUGCCAUAACCCACUCGGUGCAAAUUCCAGUGCCAUUCCAUAUUCCAGACUUAAUUCCUGACGGCGAGGAUAAUUUCCGUGGCGUGUGGAUCACGACUGCAAAUUCCUUUACUGCCGAGGACGGCUUCGACGAGUCCGGCUAUCUCGAGAAAAACUUCGCACUGCUGCUCAUGGACGAUGAGAAGAAGAUCAUCUCAGAGCUGCAAGCGGACCCAGACGAGUCGACGCUGUCUAUGAUCGAGUUCGUGCGGCACUCCAAACCAACUAUGUCCUUUCACCAAGUAGGGCAGCAGUCCAGCAAUAUUUUGACCAUCAGCCAUGUGCGCAAGUACGCACAGCACUUUAUCUUCUGGCGGCGGGCCAUCGCCAUACCGCCUCUUCACGCCAGAGACAUCUACAUACUGUCCCCCAACGCCGAUAUGCGUCAGCUACCGGGUGCGAGUGCAGUAUGGGCUCGACAGUUCCCUUUUGCUCCGCCCCUGCCCAACUUUCUCGCAGAUCUGAGCGCUGCUCCGCGGCUGUACAAGACAUUUAGUCCAGGCAAAAGCUACCGGCCCGCCUAUCUCACCAUGCUCGCUUGGCUGAUGCGUGGUGGCUGGGUCACGCAGCUGUGUACAUUUGCAUAUGUCGUUGUCUGGCCCGAGAUCAUCUACGAGGUCGACUACGAGGUCGAAGCGGCAGACGUCGCCAAGAUGAGAGAGACAAAGGACGACGUAACCGAGAAGCACGAGAAUAGCUCCCCUGAGAAGGGAAGCAGCAGUGAAAACCUGGCCUCGUCUACAGCCACCAUCCUCCCUAUAGGGUCUUCAAGCGGCGCUGGCCUCGGUCUUGGGAUCGGUGGUUUGCAGAUAUCAGACGACGAGACACAGUCGUCCCCCGUCUCCCAAGUAUCAUCAUCGUCCCCGUCCUCGUCGUUCAAGUCUGCCCCAGACUCCAAUGAUUCCCAGUCGCACCCACACCACGAACACCACCAUCACCCCCCCCCCACCGCGGCCGAGCAGGCGGCCGAAAAGGCCCGGCUCGAGCGCAUCGCAGACAAGGCAGCACGCGAGCUGGCCGACAAGGCAACGGCGCACAACCGCAAGGUGCCGCCCAAGCAGACGGCACACCCGUCCGUCAACGACGCGCCGCACCUGGCGCACAUCUCGCCACACAUCAUCCUCGACCCCAAGCAGGCGACGGGCAUCGAGUCGACGUACCUGCACAAGAUCGCCGAGCGGCUGCGGCAGCAGCGUGCCAAGCCGCCGACAUCGAGCAAGAAGGACGGCGGCGGGGCCGAGAGGAGGGACACGGCCACGGCGACUCGGGAGUGGGACGCGCGCGUGGCUACCGCCUGGCCGCUGUUUUGGAAGUAUUUCAACGGGCGCUCGGCGCUGGAGCGCAUUGCGCUGCAGGAGGAAAUGAAACGCAAGGAUGUAUGGAACUUGCUUACUGCCAUGAGCGAGUAUCUAAUAUGUGUGCGGCACUGGUGA
This is a messenger RNA of Phaeoacremonium minimum UCRPA7, 2427 nucleotides long. Its product is annotated as putative upf0171 domain protein. Bases 1 to 2427 code for a protein of 808 amino acids. NCBI's taxonomy places the organism in Eukaryota, Fungi, Ascomycota, Sordariomycetes, Togniniales, Togniniaceae. Gene Ontology annotation, cellular component: GATOR1 complex. The record is from RefSeq and is a predicted model, not a curated record. Gene Ontology annotation, biological process: TORC1 signaling; negative regulation of TORC1 signaling; cellular response to amino acid starvation. The transcript is spliced from 2 exons.